AUGUCUAUGCUAAACAGUAAAGCACAAUGCACUUAUGGCAAAUGGAAGAUAAUAAUUUGAAUGUUGCUAUGUGAUAUCUAAAAUGAUAUUAAAUUGAAAUUAAUUGAAUUGGCAUACUUCUCAGUAAUCUUGAGAUAAUCAUUCUUUAAAAUUAAGUUAGAUGUAUUGAGGUGAGAAGCAUAGUUCAUGAUUUUGACUAUCUGAGGUAUUAACAGUUGCAUAGAAUCAGUGUGACCAUGGGUAGUGAAGCACACUUUGGUGAAGGUACUAAACUUACAGUCCUAGGUUCCUACGCUGAAAUCAGUACAGAAAAUGAAAUAAAUGUCACAAUUAUAAAACCCUCUGAAAAGGAGAGCUGUAAGAAGACAGUCACUCUUGUGUGUGUGGCCAAGGACUUCUACCCAGACCAUGUGAACAUAACAUGGAUGGUUGGAAACAAAGAAAGAGUCGAAGGUGUGGCAACAGACCCUCAUGCCAACAAAGACAAUACAACAAAAAAGUUCACCAUAUCGAGCAGACUUAAAGUCCCUAAAAAGGAAUGGAACAACGCAAAAAAAGAAUUCAAAUGUAAAUUGAUGUUCUACAAUGGAACCACAUAUUUGGAGGUUUACAAUAAGGUCUAUGGAACUGCAGAGAGUGGUUAUACCCGAGAGGACUAUGUAAAAUCAUCACAGAUUAUAAAGCUGUCAUAUGGCGUGUUCAUUGCUAAGAGUGCACUGUAUGGCCUGGUCAUCUUUGUGUAUGUAUUGAGAAAGGGUUCAGGAAAAUGAAUGAACUGAACAUGUCUGGAUUGAUGAAGUUACCAAGAAGACUCUCUCUAUUUACUUUAUUCAGGAGAAGAGAUGCUGUAUGACUGAAGACUCUCUCUAGUUUUUAUUUCUCUCUUUUAUUGCUCUUUUCUGAAUAUUUAUCCCAAUGAAAGUGAUGCUUCAGGUCAGAUUAAUCAUAAAAUCUAGUUGUGCUACCCUGCUUUGAUAUUUUUUUCUUUUCCUUGUUUCCUUGCUAUUUAGUAAGAAUUGAUAAUGAUAGCAUACUACUAUAAAUAGACUUAACAGAAGUUAAUAUAAUUCAUUAUUUUACACAUUGAGAUUUACUGUAUUUUGUUUCUAUUUUAUUUUGUAUUAUAAAUAACACAAAUAAAAUAUAUGACGCAUG
Messenger RNA from Ctenopharyngodon idella (grass carp), 1155 nucleotides. Its product is annotated as T cell receptor beta chain MC.7.G5. The coding region runs from base 237 to 770 and encodes 177 amino acids. The record is from RefSeq and is a predicted model, not a curated record. The transcript has 5 exons. NCBI's taxonomy places the organism in Eukaryota, Metazoa, Chordata, Actinopteri, Cypriniformes, Xenocyprididae.